CAAGCCUUCAUCAAGAUGCCAGAUCCAGUAGUCGAAAUCAAGACACUCCUUCGAGGUCUGCCGUCGCUGAAAGGGCCCUUCCGACCGCUUGACUUGGCCUCCUUCUCUUCUACACCGCAUGAAGCUUUUCGCAUCUGGCUCCAAGAUGCAAUUGACAACAACAUCAAAGAACCACAUGCCAUGAUUCUCUCAACAGUGGACGAACAUGGCUGUCCUGACGCUCGCGUCCUCAUCCUCAAGAACGUCGACCAUCGUGGCUGGCAUUUCGCCAUCAAAGCGAACAGUCCAAAAGGCAAUCAGAUCACCAACAACCCUGCUGUCGCAUUGACUUUCUACUGGCCUCAGCUUGGUCGUCAGAUCCGUAUCAGAGGUACAGCGACAGAACUUGAGGGGUCCGAAUGUGCCGCCGAUUUUCUGGAGAGACCUGCAGGGUCGAAGGCCACAGCUCUUGCUUCAAAGCAGAGCGAGGUCUUGGAAGAUGCAGCUAUGCUCAAGCGCAACUUGGCAGAGGCACAGAUGAGGAUCGAAGCAGAGCCACAGUAUGUCUCUCCUACUUGGAAAGUGUUCGCUGUAGCUCCAAUGACGGUGGAGUUUUGGCAGGGUGCAACUGAUCGCAUGCAUCAGAGAUUGAGAUAUGAACCUGACGAGGAGGAUGGACACUGGUCUCGGAAAGUGCUAUAUCCGUGAGGGGAUCUGGAUAGUCAUGCGCGGUGGUAGGGAAGGUUGAUUACCCCGCGCGGGGUGGACGCGGCACUUGACAAACCCCACCAAGUGCAGCUUCCGAAACCCGAGGGCUGCGAUUGCCCUCUGCGUUCUUGCCUAUAUCAAGGUACUUCAAUCCCAAAACGA
Messenger RNA from Aureobasidium pullulans EXF-150, 849 nucleotides. RefSeq names its product pyridoxamine 5'-phosphate oxidase. Lineage: Eukaryota; Fungi; Ascomycota; Dothideomycetes; Dothideales; Saccotheciaceae. The transcript has a single exon. The coding region runs from base 16 to 687 and encodes 223 amino acids. Gene Ontology annotation, molecular function: FMN binding; pyridoxamine phosphate oxidase activity. Gene Ontology annotation, biological process: pyridoxine biosynthetic process. The record is from RefSeq and is a predicted model, not a curated record.